Molecule: messenger RNA, 1755 nt
Organism: Tuber aestivum (summer truffle)
Lineage: Eukaryota; Fungi; Ascomycota; Pezizomycetes; Pezizales; Tuberaceae
Source: the annotation of a GenBank genome assembly
AUGCAGGCGGCCUGGACACAACAUACGCCGCUGCCACGCAGGGCGGUGCCCGUACCGAUAACACCCCAACGGUGGGGCCCCCCGGGAGCGCCGUCGUCGUCGCCGUCUCCGGGCGGUAUAGGUAGUUUUGGUGGGAGUGCCAGUGCGAGUGCGAGCAGUGACCAGAAUAUAGACCUUUUAUUUGCUCAUUCGUCUGCCAGGAUUGUCAGCUUUGAUGCUCCCGCUUCGGCCUGUGCUGGUGGGCAGUUGAUUCCUUGGACGAGUGCUACUGAGAGGACUAUUGCGUCUGGUGGGUCCCCACUUUUUGGGUGGAUGGUUGUUUUACUUUCACGGAGAUUGACCCUGUGUUUUCUCGUUUUUAUCGCCUAGGCCCUAUCCGGAUAUAUAAGACAAUUCCCCACAAUGUCGCCUUCUUGCAAUCUGGGUCGGCGCUCCGACCGGUGCUUUCGAAGAGCCAGUGCUGGAACGUGGACGGACGCGGUGUGUUUUGCCUACAGAUUCGACCCGGGAGUUACUGGAGGCUUGAGAUUCUCGAGUUGGUUUAUCCUUUUUAUUGGUUUCGUGUACUGACGUUAUUCAUGACGGCUAAUGUUGCUUUGUAGGAAUCCGGAUGAAAACGCUAUAAGAGCGGUUGAGUUUAAGGCGGUUCUGGUCACGAUACUUGCUUAUGAGGUCACCACCUGCCCGUUCUUGAGGUCCGGAGGCCGCGUCACAGAAGUCAAUGCGGUUAAGGCGUUGGAGCCAUCGAGAGUCUGGAGGAGGCCGAGGGCGACCACCUUGGGCAUUGAGGCUGUGAGGGGGGAGGAACCGGCGGCGGUUGAAGGGAUGCUCGAGGAGGCUGAGGAAGCGGAAGUGGCGGGGGAGAGGGUAGGGGAGGAACGCGCCGAAGCUAUUAUUGCGGACCAGGAGCAGGGGGGUAGUGGUAGCGAGUCGGAUACCGCAACGCUGGUUCAUGACGACGGGAUGGAUCAUAGUGUCACUUUGAUCGACGUGAGCUCAUGCGAAGAGGCAUUCGAGGAAGUUUCCACGGAAUCGAAGGAGUGGCACGAUUUCUCUCCCCCUCUUAGGAGUCCAGGAGGCAGCAUGUUCCUUAGCCGGUCAUGCACGGUGCCUCCUCAACUUACUGAUGCGAAUGCAUUUUCCACCAUCAGUCGACCAUCGUCUCGUCCUUCGACGCCUAGUUCUAGCGUGCCCGUUAGCCCAAUCAGGCUGCACGCAUCGACACAACUACGAGAGGUCUGUGUUUCGAAACGCCGGGAUAGGAACCCCUCCGCGACAGGGCUUGACCUCAGUGAUGAUUCGGCCCCUGAACCUGCCCAGAUUUCGCCUGCCCUUUCUACCCCAACUCUAUGGUCUGGGUCAGAAUCAGAGGAUAAUUGGCUUGAGAUUGCUACGCCACAGCGUCCAUCGUUGUGCUGGAAUACAGACUCUGUUAUGGUUCCACAUUCGCCCACUCUCUCACGUUCGGCUCCGUCUCUUGUGCUGUCCGGGGCUGCAGGGCUUGUCGGAGCUACUGCAAAUCUCAUGGUCGUGAAGCCAUCAUCGUACAUUGCCGGCAUGAUGCUUUCGAUCGCUAGUAGGAUUGCCACAAGCGCAGUGUCGGGAACAGCAUAUACCCUUGCCGAGAGAUGCGGUCCAGCAGAUUUCCUAGAUUCGGAAGAGGAGCUCGAUUACGAAGACGACUUUGGUGUGUGCCUUCGACCCGGGGGCAAGGACCCUUGGGAUAGAGAUGUAUGGGGGCCCGAGGAUGUUUAG